Molecule: messenger RNA, 456 nt
Organism: Candidula unifasciata
Lineage: Eukaryota; Metazoa; Mollusca; Gastropoda; Stylommatophora; Geomitridae
Source: the annotation of a GenBank genome assembly
AUGCCCCAGUUGACGGAACAAAACAAGAAAGACUUGGAAGCCGCAUUCAAGAUAUUUGAUAUCAACGCAGAUGGCACCAUCAGCAAAAACGAGUUAGCCACUGUAAUGCAAAAACUUGGCCAGAAUCCUACCAACGCUGAAAUAGAAGAGUUGAUUAAGUCUAUGGAUUGCAACGAAAACGGGAGGAUCGAGUACCGAGAGUUUUGUGACCGCAUGAGUAAACGAGGUAUCAAGACACAGGAAGAGGAGUGUAAUGAAGUUCGUGCAGCUUUCAGCUUCAUUGACCGGGAUAAGAACGGCUUCAUCACAGCGCCGGAGCUUAAAAUUAUUGUAACAAAUUUUGGAGAGCGCAUGACGGACGAGGAGGCAGACGCCAUGAUAGCGAAAGCAGACACCAAUGGUGACGGUCGCAUCAACUAUGUAGAGUUUGCGAAGAUAAUGACCAAAAAACAAUAA